AUGAAACUCUUCCACGCCGUCCACAGUGAUCCGCUGCCCCGGCUGGAGCACUAUCGAACAUCGCAGAAAGCCAUCCGGCGGCCAUCCAUCGGCGAACUGCACGGUAACCUGGAGGAGCAGAUUUCGAAACCCGACGAUAAACAUGACACUCCGCCAACCGAUCGGACCGGAGACCAGCACCACCCUUGCCCGGCGGCUCGACUCGGCUGGAUACAGGGCGUUCUGUGUCCGUGUCUGCUCAACGUCUGGGGCGUUAUGCUGUUUCUACGCAUGAGCUGGAUCGUGGCGUUGGCCGGCAUACUGGAGACGCUACUCAUCAUCGGGCUGUCGUAUACGGUGUGCAUUAUCACGACGCUGUCGCUUUCGGCGCUCUGCACCAAUGGCCAGGUGAAGGGUGGUGGCAUCUACUACCUCAUUUCGCGCUCCCUCGGCCCCGAGUUUGGUGGGGCCGUCGGCAUCGUGCUCGCGUUCGCGAACUCGGUUUCGGUGUCGAUGAACACGAUCGGUUUCGGCAGCUCGCUCAACCAGCUACUCGGUAGCUACGGAGUGAAGAUCGUCGACGGUGGCGUGAACGACAUACGGAUCGUCGGCACGGCGACAAUCCUGCUCCUGGCGAUCGUUUGCGUCGCCGGCAUGGACUGGGAGGUGAAGGCCCAGAACUUUUUCGUCAUCGCCAUUGCCGUGGCCAUCGUGAGCUUCGUUGUCGGUGUGGCGAUUGGGCCGCGGUCGGACAGCGAGCUGGCGAAAGGUUUCAGUGGACUGUCCGGGGAGCGUCUGAUGGCCAACCUGGGCCCGGACUACCGUUUCAGCGAGCGUAUCCAUCAGGACUUUUUCAGCGUGCUCGGUGUGUUCUUUCCGAGCGUGACGGGCGUACAGGCGGGGGCAAACAUUUGCGGUGAGCUGAAGGACCCAGCCAAGGCCAUACCGAAGGGUACCCUGCUUGCACUGCUCGUGUCCGGCGUAUCGUACGUGGCGUUUGUGCUGCUGGCUGGUUCCGCGGCCCACCGGGAUGCUUCCGGUGUGCUGGGAGACCUCGUGAACGGAACGUUCGUCGGGUGCUCGGUCCCUUCAUCCCCGUGGGACCGUCCGUGUGAGUACGGGCUACACAACGACUACUCGAUCAUGCAGCUGAUGUCACUCUCGGGAGCCCUCGUCUAUGUGGGCUGUUUCGCCGCGACCCUGUCCAGUGCACUCACGAACCUGCUCUCCGUGCCGCGCAUCAUUCAAGCCCUGGGAACCGAUCGCCUCUACCCGGGGCUGACGUACUUCGCUCGGGGCUACGGUGUCCGGGGCGAACCACUGCGAGCGUACGCACUAGUGUCCGGGGUGGCGAUCGUCUUCCUACUGCUGGCCAAGCUUAACCUCCUCGCGCCGCUCAUAUCCAACUUUUACCUCGCCUCGUACGCGCUGAUCAACUUCUGUACCUUUCACGCCGCCACCGUCUCACCGAUCGGUUGGCGGCCCACGUUCCGCUACUACAACCAGUGGGUCAGUCUGUUCGGUACGGUGCUAUGUGUGCUGCUCAUGUUCCUAGUUGACAUCAUAGCCACCGGCAUAACGAUGGUGCUCAUCUUCGUACUGCACGUGGCCGUGAUCUAUCGCAAACCGGCCGUAAACUGGGGCUCGACGACGCAGGAGCAAACCUACAAGACGGCCCUGGCGGCCGCACUGAAACUGCGCCAGAUUGGCGACCACGUGAAGAACUACCACCCGUCGGUGCUAGUGUUGGCCGGGAAUCCGCUCACCCGGUUACCGCUGGUCGAUCUUGCCCACCAGAUCACCAAGCAUCACGCGCUCAUGAUCGUUGGGGACGUCGUCCGGGAGCGACUGUCGCAUCGGAAACGCGAAAUGCGAACGAUCGCGAGCCGCCGAUCGAUGGAAGUGCGCAAGAUCCGUGGCUUCUACCAGCUGAUCGAUGGGCUCGAGUUCGAGCAAGGCGUCCGGGCACUCAUACAAACGUCCGGUGUGGGGAAGCUGGCCCCGAACAUUAUCCUCAUCGGGUACAAAGCGGACUGGACCUCCUGCUCGCCGGAGGAUCUUCAAACGUACUACAAUGUGCUCAAUGACGCAUUCGAUAACCGUAUGGCGCUGGCCAUACUCCGGCUACCGACGGGGAUCGCCGCCAACGAGAAUGGAAUCGAACCUGAAGCGGUACUGAGCGCCACCGCUUCCGUGUCGAGCCUUCAGCAAAUGGCUGAUCGCGGGGCAACCUCACCGCCACACACUCUGAUGUACAUAAACUCAACGCUGGAGCUUGGGACAACGAGUUCCGGAAGUUCUUCGCUCUCGACUCCCGAGCAUUCCCCUUCCUGCUGCAAUUCGAACGGCACAGGCAGCGAUUCUAGUCGCCUCGCACCGAAAGCCAUCAUCGACCAGCUGAACGUCUUUCAACGGAAGCACCCAACAGGAGGUACGAUCGACGUCUGGUGGCUCUACGAUGACGGUGGGCUCACCGUGUUGAUCCCGUACAUCCUGUCCCUCCGCUCGACGUGGUCCCGGUGUCAGGUGCGUAUCUUUGCUCUAACCAAUCAUCAGGCGACGCUCGCCGAGGAACAAACCAAUAUGGCCAUUCUGCUGACAAAACUUCGGAUCGACUACUCCUCGUUGACCAUGCUGGAGGGCUUGACAAAACCCCCGCAUGCGGAUACUGUCGCCAUGCACCGGCGGCUUCUGGAUCACUGGUGCAGCAACCGGAACAUCCCGGAGCCGUGUGUCGGUGAGCUAGAAGCCAAAACCAAGCGACAGUUGCGCCUCCGGGAGAUGAUCCUCGAAAACUCGACCGCUGCCAGCCUGAUCGUGAUGUCGAUGCCAAUGCCACGUUUGGGAACUGUUUCCGCUCCACUCUACAUGUCCUGGCUGGAGAUGCUUACGAAGGACAUGCCGCCGAUGCUGCUCGUACGUGGCAAUCAGACGUCGGUGCUUACGUUUUACUCGUAA
Molecule: messenger RNA, 2937 nt
Organism: Anopheles cruzii
Lineage: Eukaryota; Metazoa; Arthropoda; Insecta; Diptera; Culicidae
Product: bumetanide-sensitive sodium-(potassium)-chloride cotransporter-like
Exons: 6
Coding region: 1-2937 (978 amino acids)
Biological process (GO): sodium ion transmembrane transport; chloride transmembrane transport; cell volume homeostasis
Cellular component (GO): membrane
Molecular function (GO): sodium:potassium:chloride symporter activity
Source: RefSeq, a predicted model, not a curated record